CUUUUCCUAACAAUGGCUCUUUCCUCUUCCUUUCAAAUUCCCCUCCAUUUCUCUCCGCUUUUCCCUCCUCCUCCUCCUCCUCCUCUCACCACCACCACCGCCAGAAAACCCUCUCUCCUCCGCUGCUCAAACUCCUCUUCUCCCGAAAACGACAGUCGCACCGAUCCUCCUUCUUCAAAGAAAGUACUCUCCGACCAGUCGUCGUGGGAAGCCAAAGACUCCGAAGGGAAUGACUAUCUCUACAGACUCGGCAAAGAGGCAGAUAACAUGAACAUCGCCGUCGGUGCUAGGGCUGGCGUCAUCGACGACCUCUUCGCCGGAAAAUUUCUCGGCCGUGACUCGGAUAUUGUGUUUGAUUAUCGUCAGAAAGUGACGAGGUCGUUUGAGUACCUUCAAGGCGAUUACUAUAUUGCUCCUAUCUUCUUGGAUAAAGUUGUAACACAUAUUGUCAAGAACUACAUUGCUCAUCUUCUCGAUAUCAAGAUUCCUUUGAUCCUUGGUAUUUGGGGUGGAAAAGGGCAAGGGAAAUCAUUUCAGACUGAACUUGUAUUCCAAGCCAUGGGAAUUGAGCCUGUAAUUAUGUCUGCUGGAGAGCUGGAAUCUGAAAGAGCUGGAGAACCGGGAAGAUUGAUUCGCGAACGCUAUAGAGCAGCUUCUCAAGUGGUCCAGAACCAAGGCAAGAUGAGCUGCUUGAUGAUCAACGAUAUUGAUGCUGGCCUCGGUAGAUUUGGAAACACUCAAAUGACAGUCAACAAUCAAAUUGUUGUCGGAACUCUAAUGAAUCUAGCAGAUAAUCCUACAAGAGUGAGUAUUGGACAAGAUUGGCGGGAAUCAGAUUUCACAAAUAGAAUUCCCAUCAUUUUCACAGGGAAUGAUUUUUCAACUAUAUAUGCACCCUUGAUUCGUGAUGGAAGGAUGGAAAAGUUCUACUGGUAUUGUGAUUAUUUUUUUAAGCGGUACUAUGUUUUUUAAUUUACUAGUUUGUUUU
Quercus lobata is the source of this 988-nucleotide messenger RNA. Its product is annotated as P-loop containing nucleoside triphosphate hydrolases superfamily protein. Gene Ontology annotation, molecular function: ATP hydrolysis activity; ATP binding. The coding region runs from base 13 to 972 and encodes 319 amino acids. The transcript is spliced from 8 exons. The record is from RefSeq and is a predicted model, not a curated record. NCBI's taxonomy places the organism in Eukaryota, Viridiplantae, Streptophyta, Magnoliopsida, Fagales, Fagaceae.